AGGGCGACAGAUCUCGGAGAAUACACGAAACGUGAAUAUCGGGCUGUUUCCCCACAAUUUGGCGCCAAAAGUAGUCAAGCACGACAAAGCACGGUGGACGGAUUCUCAGCGGCCGACUUCAUACAACAGCAAGCUGUAGCAUUACGGCGAUUAUUAUUAUUUGUCCUCAUUUAUUCAUCUGGAAACUUGAACGCAUCGUGCAUAGCAUUCGAUCGAAGAAGUCAGCAUGACCGAAAAUAACAUCGUCGACUGGACCCCGGAUUUUUUUUUGGCAAACGAAGCCAAUUGUCGCCUUGUACUAAGUGAAACUGCUAAUCGACUGUCGGUGCCAUCCCUUAACUCCAUACCCUUACACUCGUUUAAGGAUAAGCAAUUGGCCAGGUUCCGAGGAAUGAUUCAGGACACUUACAACCCUGAGUACUACCUUGAUCGAUUUCAAAUUCGCAAUGUUGCCACUAACGAGACGACAACCUGCUGCGGGCGGUACAGAGAUACAUUGGACUCCUUGCCAGGUGAAACUGUGAUCGUUGACUCCAAAGAGAAUGUCAAUGCUGAACGGCAGACAUGUUUUGUUAUAUCAGUUCCUGGCGUCAACAGUUGGGCAAAGGAAAAGUGUACAGUACGCGAAAAUGCACCUCAAGUCUCAACUAACACUGCCACCAAGCGUUCACUAGAAUCUGAAGAAAUGGAAUGUGUAGAAUUCAGUAGCAAAAAACACACACAAACAACCCCGAGCUCAGGUGAUGGCGAACCACGCUUGCUGUCCAGAGAACAUGCAAUGAAUUUCCCCCUUCCCAAUGACGAUGGUAAAGCCUGCAUCGUGAAGAUAUAUGAUGAAACGUCGUUCAAAUUGAACCAGAUCAUCGACAUUGUAGGCUUCAUGUCCUUAGACCCAGCUUUGAGCGUUGCUCAUGAUCCAGACAAGUUGAUGGAUGACAUCGAAUUUCAGUCUCACAAUCCACCCGUGUCGCUGAUACCUCGAUUGCACGCGAUCGACGUCAAGGAUGUGUCCAUGGAGGAGGUUCCACAAACUAUCCAAGGUGAUUUAACCUUUCCCGUUACCACACGGAGUGACCUGAAGCUAGUGUUGAGUCAGAUUCUAUUUGGAGAUGUCUUAGCGGCCGAAUAUGUCAUAUGCCACCUAAUAUCUUCCGUCUAUUUGAGACGGGACUUUCUAUCCCUUGGUGCGUUUCCGUUGAACAUAACGAAUUUGCCUCUCGAUAAGUGCCAGACUUUUCCAGAAGAUUUUUAUGGAAUAUUAUCAUUGUUGCUACCGAAAAGUCACCUCAUUGGCAUGACUUUGGAUGAACUUAACAACCUGAAUCUGCAGCCCAAAAAAGACUACGACUGCAACAGAUUGACUAGCGGGGUGUUGCAGCUCAGCGAUAAUACGCAUCUUGUAUUAGAUGAAACAAAGCUGACCGACGGUCAGGUUUCGGCAAACGGGAGGAAAAAUUAUGAAGCUUUCUCCACGUUGAUUAAUUCCCAGACGGUUACCUAUGACUUCAAGUAUUACACAAUGGAUUUUCCGGCUGACAUACCCGUUCUGAUACUGUCGGAAUCAAAGUCUAUGAUUCCUUGUUAUAGGCAAAUCGUGUUGGAAAAGAAUUCAAACAGUGAGAAUAUCUAUUCGGAAACCCUGGAAGCAGUCAGGCAUUAUUUGAGUGAUGAAACCAGGAUAUAUAACAUUCGAAACUGGUUGAGGGUAUCGAGGCGACGCGACAUCGCAAUCGAAACCGAGAAUAGCAUAGGAGACGUAAUCCAAAAGGAUUUCGUUGAAAUGCGUCAGUUGGACAAAAGUACAUCAGCGGAGGAUCUGCAUUCGCUAAUGGUUCUCGCUAGAUUGAUAUCGAUGUCGCACGGUAUGGACAAAUUGACCGUUGAUUACUGGCACGAAGCCGUUAGAAUGGAGAAGGAACGUAAACGCAGACUGCAGAGAUAGCGCGUGCAGAUGUGAAAUGAGUCAUCAGUUUUCCGAAUAUACUCGCGUAUGAAUUACACACAGCUUCCUAAAUAUGUAUAUGCCUUUUUUACAACUUCACCGAACCAUCUCGGAUUUGUUUUUUUUAUUUUUAUUUAUUUCUCUUACCCAAACUAAAUUCUGCCCUGUGUAUACACAAACGGCGUUAUAACGACUUCGAACCUCGAGGAUCUUGGCUAGUGAUCAAAAGCCAUCAAGUUAAUGAUGGCUGGCAGGUAGAUAAGCACUCUGUCUUGUCGACGUUAAGAGCGAACAAACAGGAUAUCACACCUAUCAAUAAGUUAUUCGUGGAGAGAAAAUCUCCUGAAAUGAACCAACAAUAUUAUAUGAUUCAGUGGUGCAGAAGUGAUAUCUUCGAUCCAAACGGUUCCCAUUGAUACAUACGGAGCUUGAACAAGCUAAAACUUGCGCAAGGCUACGACUGUGAGUAAAAAAAAGAAAAAUAUUGUGAAAUGUUUGACAGUCGAAUUUGAAGAUUGAUUCUUAUUUUUCAUAAUUCAAAAUAACUGCAGGAAUAGUUCAACUUUUACGUCAUACUUGUGUACGUAUAUCAGGCAAUAAAGUUUGGAUUCUUUAU
Messenger RNA from Neodiprion fabricii, 2558 nucleotides. RefSeq names its product mini-chromosome maintenance complex-binding protein. The record is from RefSeq and is a predicted model, not a curated record. The coding region runs from base 227 to 1942 and encodes 571 amino acids. NCBI's taxonomy places the organism in Eukaryota, Metazoa, Arthropoda, Insecta, Hymenoptera, Diprionidae. Gene Ontology annotation, biological process: DNA-templated DNA replication. Gene Ontology annotation, molecular function: chromatin binding. The transcript has 8 exons.